AUGGCUUCAUUUAACAAUGUCGUAGGAAAACACAUACAGAUUGGAGAUGCCACAACUAUUGCAACGUCUAUAUCAACAACGGUAGGCGAUGUUGCAACUAGUAACACAUCUACACCCACAACGUUAACUGAUACAAUACAUAGUUUUUCCUCUGUAUCAACAUCUCUCAGCGGUACUACUGCAACAACUUUAUUUGGCGAUGUUACAAAUAGCAGUAUCAAUACAACAACAACACUAGCAUAUUCAACUUACAGUACAUCUUCAACAACAACACCGAAAGAUUCAACUAACAGUAUCACUACAACAACAACAUCAACCGAUUCAACUAACAGUAAAUCUAUAACAACACCAACCGAUUCUACUAACAUUGCCUCUAUAACCACACCAACGGAUUCAACUAACAGUGCCUCUACAACAACACCAACCGAUUCAACUAACAGUGCCUCUACAACAACACCAACCGGUUCAACUAACAGUGCCUCUACAACAACACCAACCAAUUCAACUAACAGUGCCUCUACAACAACACCAACCAAUUCUAGUAACAGUAAAUCUACAACACCAACCGAUUCAACUAACAGUAAAUCUGCAACAACACCAACCGAUUCUACUUACAGUAUCUCUACAACAACAACACCAACUGAUUCUACUAACAGUAUCUCUACAACUACAACACUAACCGAUUCAACUAACAGUAUCACUACAACAACACCAACCGAUUCAACUAACAGUAUCACUACAACAACACCAACCGAUUCAACUAACAGUAUCACUACAACAACACCAACCGAUUCAACUAACAGUAUCACUACAACAACACCAACCGAUACAACUAACAGUAUCACAACAACAACAACAACCGAUACAACUAAAAGUAUCUCUGCAACAACACCAACCGAUUCUACUAACAGUAUAUCUACAACAACACCAACCGAUUCUACUUACAGUAUCUCUACAACAACAACACCAACUGAUUCUACUAACAGUAUCUCUACAACUACAACACUAACCGAUUCAACUAACAGUGUAUCUACAACAACACCAACCGAUUCUACUGACAGUAUAUCUACAAUAACAACACCAACCGAAACAACUAGCAGUUCUUCUACAACAACAACACAAAACGAUUUAACUAGCAGUGUCUUUUCAAAAACACCAAUCAAUUUUACUAGCAGUAUCGCUACAACAACAACUUCAAGCGAUUCAACAAAAAGUAUCUCUACAACAACACCCACCGAUACAACUAGCAGUUCCUUUACACCAACAACAUCAACCGAUUCAACUAGAAGUGUCUCUACAUCAACACAAACCGAUUCAACUUACAGUAUCUCAAAAACAACACAAACCGAUUCAACUAGCAGUGUCUCUACAACAACACCAACCGAUUCUACUAACAGUAAAUCUACAAUAACAACACCAACCGAUACAACUAGCACUACCUCUACAUCAACACAGCUAGAUUCGAAAACAAGCUAUGUCUUCAUAUCAACUACAAGUACAGAAAGUCCAACUGAAACAUGUGUAAUGCAGCGCCAGUUUCAAGAUGGAAAGAUAGUAGAUAUCCCUUGUUUUAAUGAUACUUACAACUGGAUUGUUAUUCAGAGGAGAAUGGAUGGAUCAAUUGAUUUUUAUAGAAACUGGACUGAAUACGCAAAUGGAUUCGGAUCCGCUAAGUCUGAAAUCUGGUUAGGUAACCAGUACAUACAUGAGCUAACUAGCUCUGGAUACUCCAUCUUGAGAGUAGAUUUGAUUGAUCGGAACUUGGAAUGGAGAUAUGUGGAAUACAUUUUUUCCGUAGAGGAUAGUGCAACUAAGUAUAGACUUAACAUAAUAUGCAGGGAAGGGUGUGAUAUUGACAGCAUGUGGACAGGUCUCUUUUCUACUUACGACGAAGAUAAUGAUAACUGGGCUCCAAGAGAUUGUGCAGGGGACUUCAGUGGCGGAUGGUGGUACUCAGCGGAAGCAUACUGUACGGAGGGAAAUCUGAAUGGAAUGUACAAUACUGAUGGCAGCAAAAAGAAUGAAAAGCAGGGGAUCUUCUUUUUUCAUUGGCAUGGAUAUGAACCGCUAACAUUUGCCCGAAUGAUGGUUCGACAGCCCUGA
Molecule: messenger RNA, 2103 nt
Organism: Saccostrea cuccullata (small rock oyster)
Lineage: Eukaryota; Metazoa; Mollusca; Bivalvia; Ostreida; Ostreidae
Product: mucin-2-like
Exons: 6
Coding region: 1-2103 (700 amino acids)
Source: RefSeq, a predicted model, not a curated record